This is a messenger RNA of Pocillopora meandrina, 8283 nucleotides long. The record is from the annotation of a GenBank genome assembly. NCBI's taxonomy places the organism in Eukaryota, Metazoa, Cnidaria, Anthozoa, Scleractinia, Pocilloporidae.
ACAAGCAAAAUGGCGUGCGGAAGCAGCCAUUUAGUUAUAGGUUGCCUUGUGCUUAUUUUCUUUGCGACACAACAAGUUUCUUCAGAGAUAUGCGCUCCAAUCGACAAGGACAUCAAUAUUCUGAAAGAGUAAGUGGAAAAUCGAUUGAGGUUAUCGUAUUGAUCAAAUGUUUGAGGGCGUCCUAUAUUAUACGAGUGUACGUACGGUAUUGGUAAUGUACACAAUAACGAAGAACUUAAUCUUAUAUAGUGCGGUUUUUAAAACACACAGAAUCUUAAGCGUCAAAGUUUACGUGUCUUUAGUAUAAUUGCAAGGUAUUAUCGAUCCAGUUUUUAUAUUUGAACACACAAUUAUCUGGGUUAUGUUAUUGGCCAACCUACUUCGUAAUGCAAGAUCAUGCAGUACACAAAUGCUACACUGAUCUUAUAUUCUGUUUAAUUUCACCCGCAAGCAAACUGUUCCAUCUCCUGUCUAUAUUUGCACAUAUAAUGUUCUUAUCCACGAUUAUCUCUUUCUCUUUCGGUCAAUUUGUUUUUACCGUAGUAGAAAAACUGGACAAGCAUUAUGCACUGUGCUAUAAGCUGAAUUUAGAGAUAUUAGUCCACCACUUACCCAAGCAAAGAACUUACUAACCCCUUACACCCUAACAUCAGUAUGCAUGUUCUUCAUACUGUUCUCUUUACAUUUCCUGAGGUGCUGACAAGGAGAAUUUGUUUAACAAUUAAGAGACUCUUCAGUGGGUGAUCAUUUCCUUUAUUCUCCAGACCUCAGUGGGUGAUUCAGGGAUGUAAUCGUAAGGAGAAACUAGAUGCUAGUCACCUAAGGGGUCAAAUGGGUUAAUUGCCAGAGAGCUUGAGGAUGAAUUUAGAAGGCUUUGUCAUUAACAGUUAGAAUAUUGAUUUUAUUGUAUCUGAUGAUAUGCAUUUUUAUCUAAUUUCCAGUCAAAACUUUUGGACAUUUGAGGUGCCUCAUGUAGAGAAAGGAUGCAUACCUUUCAAACCACCAAUUUCUGGUGAGGAAAAUGUCACCUCCACCUGUGUUUUCUAUUUUUCCCUUUGCCAUCCAGUUCCUAGUCUCUGCACUGAAAAUUGUGGAAUUUGUUUGACCAACAAGGUCUCUUUCUGGGGGCAUGACUACGACAGCAAGACCCUUUAUACUAUGCCAAAAAAAACUGGUGGCUUUGACCCAAACAAAAAAGUUAACUUUGAUUCAAGUAAGUUUGAAUUUUAUUAUUUUUAUUCGACUCCGUAACCAGUGGAAAUCGUGUUUUUUGAUAGACAUUGUAGUUAUUUCUUUGUAUCUAAUUUCAUAUUUUACAUUUUCUUAUGAUCAUUUUUUAUUUAUUUAUUUUUUAUUUUUUUAUUUUUUCAAUUUUUUUUUAUUUUUUAAUGUUUAGUUUUUAGUAUCUAUGUAGGGGUUGAAUUUUUAAGAUUUAAUUGUAAUGCGCAAUUGAAAAUUCUUAUAUUGAUAAUUUCCCAAUAUAAGUCUAUAAAUUAUUAUUAUUAUUAUUAUUGAUGUUAAUACCUUGGUUAUGAAGUAUUUUUAGAUGCUAAAGAAAGUGUUUGAUUUUCAUGGUUUUAAAGAUAAAUGAGUGUUCAUCAUGGAUGUAAAGAUAAAUGAGUGUUUAAUUGCUUGUCUCAGGAUGUACUGCAAAAACAUCGCACGAAGUCCUAAAAACUCUCCGGACUUGAACCAGAAUUGAUUUUAGCAAGAUUGCGUGUUUUUAAAAGCCAACGAGUUUAUAGGAGAUGACUACCCGUACCGUCUCAUCGUGUCACUUAGGCAUAACCUGACACGAUGUCGAUAGUUUCGACUCCUGAUGGCCGGGAGCACUCGGAUUUCUUUUUUUCCGAGUACGCCUGUGUCACUUACUGAAUAAUACAUCAUUCUCAUUGUAAAUGCUAGGUGUCCUGUGCACUAGGCCCAGUCUGCGCCGAGGUGUUGUCAUUCGACACUAGGUCAAACCUCGGCAUAUACGUGCUUUUAUCGCUUGUUAUUUUCGCCUUUAUUUCUCGGAUAAGGAUCGUUUAACUAGUCUCGCAUCGAAGGAAUAGAACAUUACGGAAGCAUUACGGAUAUUUCAGCAGUUUUCAAGGUUACGGAUAGAGACAAUUGCUUGUUUGUAAGGAUUUCUUGUACGGUAUUGUAUUCGAACCAUGUAAGAGUCUUGUACUUUUCUAUGAGUCUGUUUCUUUGGAGUCUUUUCGAGUAGUUUUAACUGGGCUUCCUUGGUGAUGUGGUGGGCUUGUUAUGUAUAAUUCAUGGCUGUGCUACAGUAUUGUGCAAUGAACACAGUUUGCACGAGCAUUUGAAACCUCUUGUACCAAGAGGCUUUAAUCUUUUUGUUUCGUGACAGGUAGAUUGAGCAUGUUGUGGAGAAUUUUUUUUUUUCCCAAGCUUUUCGUUGUGAACUUUUAUUUGGUAAUGAAAAUUCAAAGAAAUAUUGCUUUUUGGUGAGAAUCUUCCCUUGAACUUUUGCACCAAAGUUUGAUGAAAUUUGAAAAGAGCAAUUAACGAAAUUCGGCAAUUUUCAUUUGCAUUUCUUUUGCACAAUACUGUAUAUGAAUUAAGACAACUUAGAGAAUGUUUCAAUUUCCUUUAGCUUUAUUGGUAUAAAUAAUAAAUGAAAGUUGGUGUUUGAUUAAUCAGUUAAGUACCUUUCUUAUUUUGUUGAUGAAUUAAUCUGCUUCUGUUUAAUCUGUUUCACCCUAACAUCAGCAUGUAUACUGUACUUUGUACAUUUCCUUAGGUGCUGACAAGGAAAAUUUCUUAAAUUAUCCCAAGCCUCUUAAGAGGGUGAUCAUUUCCUUUAUUCUCCUAACAUUAAUGUGUGAUUUGGGGGUGAAAUUUCAUGAGAAAUUAGAUUGCUAAUUACUCUUGGGGUUCAAAGAGUGAAGGCAAACUGUCUUCCAGAAAAUGAUUUUUAAAUUUACUUUUAGAAUGGGAAUACUUCACCCUAAUUUAUGAACCAGGAGAGCUAACCAAUGCCUCAACACUUUCCUCCUUCCAAACUGAAAUCACAUUCCGUUGUAACAAAAGUGCCGUAUGGAAAAGAUCUGAUGGUGAAAGUGGCAAUAAUAGUGUCACAUAUCCUCCAACAAGUGUGACUGUUACAAGUACAGAGGUAUAGUGGGUAAAUGCUACAGCUUUUAUAUAAAAUGCUUUUUGAGUCAGUGAGUGCUGUAGGAAAAUUGUAUCAUCAUCAUCAUGAAAAAAUCAUGAAAUUUGUAAUUCAUUCUGGUCUCCCAUGGUGACCAUAAUACCAUCACAUACUUUAAAUUUUAAUCUAUGCAAGCUUAAUAUAUUUGUGCACUUAAGAUCAGCUUUAGCUGUCCAAUCCUAAGAAGUUUUAAACUCCUCAGGAUUGGCUUUAAUUCCCUACUCUAGCUGCUACACAUUUCCUUGUACAUUUAAGUAACCAGAAUUUUGUGCUAGAUCAUGAUAACAACUUCUACCUGAUAAUUUUGAAUAUUCUCAUUACCUGUUUGCUUGAUACUGUAUGGGAUAUUAUAAGGAGAAGUUACUUGUUAAUCACUUCUGUGGGAGUUUAAGGUUUAAUAAGGUGGCUUCUAGGUUACCAAAACAUUAGACUCAAAUAACUGCAAAUGAGGUCAAAUUUUUUCAAAACAUGAUUAUUAUUACAAUUUCAUAAUUGCACACUGAAAUGAUAAAGAUAAAAUCUUAGGGUUUUUAGAGCAUUCUUAUAACAUGUCUGGCUGUUUUUCCUUUUUGUAAUAGAUUGGGGUAGUCUCGGUUAAGGUAGUGUUUGAGUAUAGUGGGGCUUGUUUCAAAGGAGGUGGAGGAGGAGGAGGAAAAGAUGACGAACCUUCAAAACCUCUGAGUGUUGGAUCAAUAAUGCUUAUUUUGUAAGUAGUAAGUUAUUAUGUUCAAGAAUUGUCCCUGUUUUUGAGUCAACUCCUGUUUUUCAGGACAUCCUCAGGGGGAGAUUUAGUGUCCAUAGAAAUUGGUUUUGUCUCUAAACGUAUAAAAUAAUAUGUAACUACGCAGACUUGAAUCUCUAAUGUGGCCUCACGAACUCGUAAAAGAUCUGUCUGCAAUAAGGAAAUUCUCUUGAUUGCACUCAAUUGAAGAAUGAUUUUUUUAUUUUCCUUUAUUGUAAUGUCACUUUCAAUUAUGCGAGUAAGUGUCUGUUAUAGUGGGAGGAAAACGCAAGUGAAAUGUUGUGCUGGAGAGCACAAAAGUGUCCACAUUUCUAUAAUAGCAAGAUUCUGUAAUAACAGGAGUUCAUUUCAGCAUUUCUUUUUGCCUUUCGCUGGGGGGCUGGGUCUUGUCUGCAAUGGCAUGGUGUCAUUCCUAACGAGGUGUCCACAGGCAGAGAUUCUAGGGUAGUGUGAAAUUAUAUAAACAAUAGCCUCCAUUUGGUGCAAAAAUAUGCUUGCAGAUUUUUCAUUAGACAUCAUCUGUUCCAAGAAGAAAAUAGAAAACUGAGAGUGAAGUUGGAAGAAAACUGUGAGUUACAAGGAACAGAUAAUGUCCAACGACAAAUAAACCUGCAUAUUUCUACACCAAAUGAAAAUUAAUGUAUUAGUUUAAAAAAUUAAUCAUUAAAUUACAGUCAGAAUUGUUUUUGAAUGUCUUUAGAUUCUUUCCUGGAGUAUUUUUGUAUUGUGUGGUGGGAGUGCUGGUAAAUAAAGGAGCAGGGAAAACAGGAAAGGAAAUGAUCCCAAACUCCAAAUUUUGGUCAGAUCUACCAGGAUUAAUAGCAGUAAGUGAGCUGUUUCAUUCACUGAUAUGAAGAAGAUUGUGAAGAAUAAAGUGUGGUGUGAAAAUUCUUUGGGAGUCUAUUAACAAUUUUUUUCUGUUCUGGGGAAUUAAUGUUUGUGGCUCAAGAUGGCUGAAAUCUUGUGUGAAAAUGACAAUUUUGCAAUCAAGCAGGAGAUAAAAACAAUGAAGAAAAAUAGAUUCAAAUUUUUCAAUAUUCAAGUUUUCCUUUCCUCUACAAGGGGAAGAUAAACAGAAGUUGAUCAGCACAUGAAUAUUUUGAGAGAGUUUAGAUAGAAAGGAUCCAAACUGACACAUGAUUCUCAUGCAAAGUUUUCAUUUCUGAGGCUGAUGAUGAUAAACUUUAAUAGCAACUUUGUUUUUUAAAUGGGAUAUAUUUUGUUUGGGAAGUUAAUUUUUGGAUCUAGGGAAAUUCCCUACAUCAGCAUAAGUUAAGACGUUAAAAAUGUUCACUCUACAGUUCAUCAUGUAGAGUACAAUUGGGUUUCAUUCGCUAGGUCCUGUGGCAUAAUCAAACUGACUUGGGCGGUGUGUAGUCUACUAUAAGCCAUAGAAUGUAUCUAAUGGUUCCCAAAAGCUGCUUGUGUGUGUUUGCAUGCGUGUGCGCGCGUGAGCGUGGGUGCGUGCACGUGCACGUGCAUGCAUGAACGUGCGCGCCCACGUUUUUGAGUGGGUGUGCUCGUCUGUGUGAUGUUUACUUUUAUGGUCAAGGAAUUAUGAAACCAUGAAAAUAUCAGGAAGAAAAAGAGAAUGGUCUGCUUUGUUAGGGAAGACCCACGCUACUAUUUCUCCGAUUCUUUUUUUUUUUUUUUUUUUUUAAUAUGGCCGUGGGCCAUCGAUUCUCGCUCUAUUGGACUGGUUUUGUUGCUUGGUCUAAGGGUAUGUUUAUUGGAUAUGAUAUUGAUUAGCCUCUGCAGUUCAAGUUAUUGGCUCACGGAAAGAAGUGAUGAUUCUAACUUUAUAAAAGAAUUUCUCAGUUUCUCUGACCAUGCAUACUGCUCUUAAUGCUCUUGCUUCUGUUUAAUCCUUUAAUAUUUCAUUGAGAGGACAUACCACCCUCUCACUCGCAAUCUAUUUUUCUGUACGUGAACCUCCCAUCAUCGUUUUGUUUUGUGUUGCGCCGCACUUUAGCUCGAAAAGAAAAUGUUUUUUAAUCAGUACUUUCUUUUUCAGGAUGGGUUUUCCUUUGUUCUUGCUAAGAUCACUUGUUCUCAGAUGACCACCUCACGACAGAGUUACAAUUCCAUGUAAUCCAGCCUAAUAUUUUAGGUCUUGACGCGUAUACAGUCUCUAUUUUUCCAGUAGGUUUUUUUCAUGACAUGCGGCUAGAUAGAACUUAGUAACUCCAGUAGUAAUUCAGUAAAAAGAAGCGGCUUAACUGAUAGUUGAGAUAAAGGCAAAAGAUAAUUAGUUAAUAUAACCCCUUACACCUUAACAAUAGUAUGAAUUAUCUCCACACUGUUGUCCAAAUAAUUCCUAAAGUGCAGAUAAGGAAAAUUUGUUUAGCAGUCAAGAGCUUCUUUAGUUGGUGACCAUUUCCUUUGUUUUCGUGUCCUGAAUGAGUGAUUCGGGGAUGAUAUUGUAAGGAGAAAUUAGAUGCUAAUCACACUCAGGGGACAAGUGUGGCGGGUCCCCUCACUUUAUAGACAUAAUUUUACAGUCUGUGAACUAUUCUGACAAAGUGGGAAUGUUGAAGACGACUGAAGAAGCGGAACGCGGGGAGUAGCGGUGGUGGCCAGGAAGGGGGGGGGGGUUGGGUAGAAUUCGUCUCACCAAGCUCCCUUAGGGUACACUUCCUCAUCACGUGUUGUGCUCAUGGUGAAUGCUUGUAUUCGCUCUGCUUGUCUUAAAAAAAGAGGGAUAAGUGAACAGAGUGGAAACAAUUUUUUAGAUGCAGUAGAGGGAACGCCUUAUGGAAUUAGCUCUAAACUUUUGUCAGAUCAAAAGAUUUUAAAAUAAUUUUAGAUGAUUUUCAGAAACACGACUUUCCGUCCUUUUCGUAGCCAUUGCUAAAACAAAGUUGACGACUUUUUUUGGCUGAACCCUUUAACGCAUAAGAUCUAGUUGUUAGUUAUCCCAUCGAGCUGCUACACAUUUCCUUGUGAAUUAGUGAAAACUCGGAGCCUCAGGAACAAGACGUUGGGCAGAAAUCAGUUUGAUAAUCAGUAGAUAUUGUAAAAUUCAGUUUACUUCCUUAUCAUGACUAUACAUUCACUGAUUUAUGAAUCGCAUACGCUAAUCCUUUCGUAGGUAUUAAAGAUCAAUCAAUAUCAGUGGCGAUGGUGAUUUCACGUCGCUAUUUUGCAGAGGACGGCUAAGAAAUGACCAAAGUCAUAAAACGCACAUGUUGAGCUAGUCGAGCUGUUGUUCUGCUUAUUACAUCUUUUGACUCUUUUCACGUCCACAUUGCCGUCGCCGUAGUGUUUGCUCAAGGUCCCUAAUAAAUUGAAUUCGUAAAGCUCGUUCGUUAAAUGCCAAUGAGUUUCAAUGAUCAGUAAAUGCUAAUACGAAGAACAACUGUUGUGAAUAUUUAUUCAAAUACGUCUCGAUGAGUUAGGAAACGAAUUAUGCGAAUUCUCUCUGAUAGGAAAUUUUCGUGGGAGCGUUGCCUGCAAAAUACUCAAACAAUUUUGUAUUUACAUUUCUAUUGAAUAUCAGCCUGAAAGAACAAUGAAGCACAAAAUAAAUUUUGCUAAAAACUCUACUAGAUAUCGAAAUACCAUGUACGAAGCAGAUUGAUCGAGAAGAAAUUUGCUUCACAAUUACAGUUAUCGAAGACUGUCGCUGGUAUUUACUGUAAACUCUAUCUCCGAAAAAUUGCCUUUUGUCUCUCGUCUCUGCCGCCUACAUGAGCAUUACCAGAAAUAAAACAGCCCAUGAGAGAUUUGAGAGGAGAAGUAGAUUGAAAUGCAAGAGGUAAUUUAGUCAAAAAACGAAAUGACACUCGCAAGUUGAAAUUCAUUUCAUUAACCAUCGUACGUUACACAUGUGACGCGUGUCUUAUGAAAUUCGUAAUAGAACUUGCUCACUGUGGGGUCUCUGUAGCUCAGAGCAUCGGAGCGCGGAAUCCGAAGGUCUGAGGCUCAGUGGUAGAGCAUCGGAGCGCAGAAUCCGAAAGUCUGAGGUUCGAUUCCUCAUGGGGACUCAGAUUUUUUUCUUUUUUCUAUGCACGUGCAAGACGAAAAAUAACUUUCGCUAGAUUACAACAGUUAUGACAGCUCGAUUUUGCGCCAACGGAAAAAACAUAUUUCAGUCUGAAAUAGCGAUAGAAUGUUCAGGGGGAUAGGAAAGUAUUGAUAAAUAAACAAGAGUCAAAAGCAGUUAACGAAAUACCCUCGUUCAGUCUGGUAAAAGAUUUGGCACAAAUUAAGUGUACAUUCAGUAAUCUGCGUAAGAAUUCAAAAUGGCGUUUGAUAAAACGGAAAGCGCAUCUGGGAACCAGUUUUGAUUUUCGAGUUCGGUUGGAGAAGCAACCAGCAUGAUUGGUGAGAGGAUUUCAUAUGGAAGGAGUUGGACUAAAAGUUUUACUUAAAAACCCUG